CCCAUUAUCAUCAAGUUUACGUCUUCAUGACCUCCCCUGCUCCAUCCUAAGCAUUUUUUAGCGCAAAAAUUUGCUGCCAUAAUUUAAUUGCCUUUCCUCCCAGUAGGCAAAACCGCUCUUUAAUGAUAGUUGCUUUUUUGGCUUUUGAUUUCAGAUAUUUGAACUACGUUCUUUUGUGUAUCGUUGUGUUGUAUAGUGUUUUACCAGAUUUUAUGGUAAUAGAGAUGCCGCAAGCCAGUAAAGUAGUAUUGGUGACUGGUGGAGCGGGGUAUGUUGGUUCUCACGCUGUGUUAUCACUACUCGAGCAUGGGUAUCAGGUGGUGGUUGUAGACAAUUUUAUUAACGCAUGUAAAGCCAAAAACUCGCCCAAACCAGUCUCCUUGUUAAGGGUGGAAGAACUCGCCGGAAAAGGAACAACUUUCUAUAAUGUCGACCUACUUAAUCGUGAAGCACUUACCGAAGUGUUUCGAAAACAUCAAAUCGAAUGUGUCAUUCACUUUGCAGCAUUGAAGGCAGUUGGAGAAUCGUGUCAAAUACCACUGACCUAUUAUCAGAACAAUGUAUCCGGAUCAAUCAUUCUUUUAGAGGUCAUGAAAGCACACAAUGUUAGGAGAUUUAUCUACUCUUCUUCAUCCACUGUCUAUGGAACACCUGAAUUUCUCCCAUUCACGGAGGCACAUCCAACUGGACGGAACUGCACUAACCCAUAUGGAAAGUCAAAGUACUUUGUAGAAGAGAUUAUGAAAGACCUUGCAGCCUCUGACCCGAGCUGGUCAAUUGUGUCCCUUCGUUACUUCAACCCUGUUGGUGCUCAUGAAUCUGGUCAAAUUGGUGAAGACCCUGUGGGUAUUCCCAAUAAUCUAAUGCCUUACAUUGCUCAAGUUGCGACCGGCAGAAUUGCCAGCCUCCAAGUUUUUGGAAAUGAUUAUGACACAAUUGACGGCACAGGUGUUCGGGAUUAUAUCCAUAUUGUUGAUCUUGCUGUCGGCCAUGUCAGUGCCUUAGAAAAAUUGUUGAGCAACGAUGCCCUAGGAUUUAAAGUUUACAAUCUAGGAACUGGAACAGGAUACUCUGUUCUCCAGGUUGUGAAAGCAUUUGAAGAAGCUUCAAAUAAAACGAUCCCCUAUAAAAUUGUCCCCAGACGUCCCGGUGAUAUUGCCAGCUCGUACUGUGAUGCAUCUCUUGCCAAAAAAGAGCUAGGCUGGGAAGCAAAAUUCGGUCUCAAAAAAAUGUGUGAGGACAUGUGGAAAUGGCAAUCGCAAAAUCCUAAAGGCUACGAAUCCUAGUCGCUACUGUCUCAUAGAAAUAAAUGCUACUGAAUCAACAUGAGAACUGUUUGAAAAGUCAUGUAUAGUUUAGCUGGUUCUUAAUUUUACUUCAUUAUUUCGUACUCAAAUUUUUGGUCAAGAACUUGAAAACUUCAAAAUUUGAUUUGUUGAUGUGAAUAGUGAUGACUUUAAAAGUACUGAAAGUCGAUUACUGUGAUUGUGACAUUUCAGGCAAAAGUAGCUUUAAUGGUUUGAAAAUGAAUCAUACACUUUCUUGUUACCUGGUAGAUAAAACAAGUGAAGUGUGGAGAAUCAAUAGCCGCAACUUCAUUUCGCUGUCGAGAAAUUUAGCAGAUAUUUUAAUUUAAUAAAAGGAGUAACCAAUAUGACUUCUAGUGUAAAAUGUUGUGAUAAUUUUUUUAAUAAUAUUUAGAAAAUUCGUGAAAAAGUUAGCGAACAGAGGCUCUGAUGCUCUCUCUUCAGCAAAUUAAAAUGAUUGACAAAUUUUUAGGCAGCAGAAUGAAUUCUUCGACGAGAUUUGAUCCUCAAUGCCUCAAGUAUAGGUGUCCUACUGAACUACUAGACAAUAAUUAAUUUAUCUUGACGGAACGUAAUCUUAGCAUGAAGUUUAGUCAGUUCCUGAUUAUUCUUUAUAAAUUACAGUGUGGUCUUUUUGAAAAAAAUUAGGUUGAGUUUAGAUUACCCUGCCUCCAGGUGAUGUGAGGAAUUUCUAAAAUUUGCUUUAGAGCUUAGCAGAGCCUACCGAGAGGAAGAGAAAAUAAGUUUUCCGCUAUUACCAUUGGAAGUAAAUUAUCACUAAUUUAUGGUCAGUCGGCUGUCUGUCACCCUAUCUUCUAAACCAAACAUGGAGUAUAUCUCAAACGGUGCCAUAACUUAAACCGGUCAAUCUAAAUAAAUAACUAAAUUGUGACAAAAUCUUCUGUAAUCAAUCACGUGAAAAACUGAAAAAAUUGCGAACAUUUUUUUCUGUCUAGCCACUCAAACUCUUUACCUCUUGUCAAUCUUAAAAUCAUCAACUCCUGAUUUUACAAUUCCAAGUUGAUCAUUUGAAAUUAGUCUUAAAACUUUGUAUAGAUGUAAGAGUAGUCAGUCUCAGUUCCAAAGAAGAACAGAAUCUAAUGUGGCUCCCAAUUACUGUGCCAUUGUGUUUUUAGCACAACUUAUCUCCUUUUUUCUUGUUAUUUUGGAAGUAUGUUAAGGCAGUAGUUAACUUAAAAUCGGCACUGACAGCCUAAAGAAACUUUGCUUUCAUUUUUACUGUGAUUUAAUGUUAUUUUUGUUAUUGAAAGAUCCAAACAACCCGGUGUCGUUAAGUUUACCCAUCAUUUUAUCAACUCCCCCCCCCCCCC
Messenger RNA from Bemisia tabaci, 2638 nucleotides. It is a transcript of the gene Gale, whose product is annotated as UDP-galactose 4'-epimerase. Gene Ontology annotation, biological process: beta-D-galactose catabolic process via UDP-galactose, Leloir pathway. Gene Ontology annotation, cellular component: cytosol. Lineage: Eukaryota; Metazoa; Arthropoda; Insecta; Hemiptera; Aleyrodidae. The record is from RefSeq and is a predicted model, not a curated record. Gene Ontology annotation, molecular function: UDP-glucose 4-epimerase activity.